Messenger RNA from Folsomia candida, 2599 nucleotides. RefSeq lists its product as uncharacterized. The coding region runs from base 406 to 2142 and encodes 578 amino acids. The record is from RefSeq and is a predicted model, not a curated record. Lineage: Eukaryota; Metazoa; Arthropoda; Collembola; Entomobryomorpha; Isotomidae. The transcript is spliced from 6 exons.
GACUUAGGUUUGUCGUGGAGUGGAGAGAUUUAUAUUUAUUUCACCUGGAUUCUCAUUCAGAGUUUGUAAUUUUAUGGUGAUGAAAACGCCUAGUGUGUCAACACCUUUAAACACGGAAAGUUUACCUUUACACGAGACUCUUAUUUACCAAGCUCGACCUUGAUAAAUUCUGAUCAUUACUGAUGGGCCACAUUACUUCUUUCGUUUGAAGACAUUGAAGCCUCAUCUGCUGAAAAGGAAAAGCUGUGUGUGUGGGACGGGAGCGAGUGAGAUGAUUAGCAGAAGAAGAAGAUGUUCCAACAAAGAAAAAUUUACUUAAUUGUUAUUGCUACCCGAUACUACUAAUUAAUUGUUAUCAUUACUUCCGUCAGUUAACAUUAAGAAGUGUGAAUUUUUAAACCGACAAUGUCUUCCAUGAAGAAAGAGGAUAAUGAGCAUGAGAAAAAGUCCGAAGGAUUCUGGGAGUCGGACGAAUUUUUGUGUCAACGAUUACAGGAACAAGAAGUCUUCACAAGUAAAAAGGGUUCUUUGGCGAUGGAACAACCAUGUUUGAAACGAAGACGAAAAGUUUCCGGAACACAUCAUGAUGCACCACUAGCACCACAUCCCAUGUUCAUUGACCACGUGGUUGAGAAAGUGCUUGAUUACUCUUCCGACAUGAUGACCUCCGUGAAACAGUUUCGUCUGGUGUGCAAAAAGUGGAAUUAUAUCGCAACAAAAAAGUAUCGCACCACGUAUGGACGAAUCUGCUUUGAAAAUGAUUUUAACAGAAAAACAUCAAAGUUUAUUCAAGUGAUGCAAAACUGCUCGGACAUGUUAUUUGACAAGUUCAAGUUCAGUGGUGGUUUUGUUGUUUAUAAACCCUACCAGGGUCAUUACGGGUUUGAUAAAAUUUUCAACGAGCUGUUCCGAAUAUGUGUCCCGUGGAUGAAGACAUUGGAGUUUUCAUCGCACAACCCAUCAGACCUCAAGUUUCCCAAAAACAUCAGAAGAUAUGACUUGUCCAACGUUUCAACUAUAUCGUUUCACAUUUGCGUCUUUUACAAUAAUUUACAAGAAGAAAUGGUUGAUUACCUUGCAGGAUUGCUGGAUAUUUCAACCAACUUGAAAACCUGCGAUUUCCGUCUAGUCUCUGCCGAUCCAUCAAUGCAAAGCGAUGAUCAGAUAAAAAUAAUGCAAAAAUUUGGAACUGUGAUUGCUACGAAGAUUUCAAAAACGUGCAAACAUCUCAAAUUAAACAUGCUGAUUAAUGAUAACGUCAUUACCUUACUUGAAGGUAGAGAGUUGCAACUCGAGAGUUUGAUUAUUGAUUUUCAAAAAAUCGGAAUGAGUACAAAAGUGAUUGAAAGUUUUCUCAAAAGUCAAAGCAAGUCGUUGCAAAAUUUGGAAUUUAUCGAAGCCCCAUUCCAAGCAGGUAUGGAAUUACCAGAAUUACGACACUUAUCAUUUCUCAAGGUCGAGGGGAAACCGAAAAUUCCGUCCUUCAAGUUUGAGAGAGCACUUCCAAAACUAAAAUCUGUUGAAAUUCUUUUCUACUGGAUCUACCAAGAUGAAGACUGGUUAAAAAACGUUCUCGUUGACCAGGGACAAUCCCAAAGUGUGGUGGAUGUUGAAUUUCUUUGUGAAAUAAAUGAAAAAGACUUGUUCAUCCUUCAUCGAAUUACCAAAUGUUUUCCAAAGUUAAAACGACUCAGCGUUGUUCUUAAUACUCCGACAGCAUUAUCCAUCCUGUUUUGUGAAAUGACGUUUCUUGAAGAUCUCGAAAUCAGCUUCUGUAGAGAAUUCUGGGGGUAUAGAGGACCAGAUAGGAUGGGAAAGGUGGACGCUGCAUUUUGUGGUCUUCCUGCAGAUUUAUGCAUCCGACUGUUACGACAAUGUGACUUCUCGUCUACAGAGAUACCAGAAACGAUGUGUCGUGAGCCGUCAAUUAGAGAUCUUACACAAUUGCAAAAACUAAAAAUUCGAGGAUAUCGGGCAGAUCAAAUCCCUCUCACGGAUGUCACUGUUCACUUUGGCCUACUAAAAAUGAAAAAGUUGACUCAUUUGAUUUUGGACAUAUUUCCGAUUUCAAAACAGUGUCUCAUGAUCCUUGGCCAACACGUCAAACUUCAACUCCUUCCAGGUCCCCCAACCCUUUCAUAACCUAAACUUCCGAGGAAAAAAUCGCAACCAUUUUCUCCAUGACGUUUCACCAUUUCGACCAAUCAGUCUGAUUUACAAUGCUUACAAGAAUUGAAUGAAUACCUUUAUCAAACAAUAGUCAAAUAUAACAAUAAUAGUACCUUAAUUUUUAAAUGUUAUGUAUUAAACGUGAUAUACUGCUGUCAAUCUCAACUACUCAACUAUUACAACUACUACGCAAAUUUGAAGUGAUCUUGUCUGCAUAAAAUGAAUGAUAAUAAAAUAAUCUACAGUUACUCAGCGUAAUCCAACUUUUGUUGUAGCACUAAGUUCCUUUUACAAUGAUGGCCAAAAUUCAGAAAUGUAUAUAAUUAUACAAUAUCCCUUAUGCAAAUGUAUUUUUAUGAAGUUGAAAUUGAUCAAUGAAUAAUAUAAUGAAUGGGUGUCUGGAAAAUAAAUGCAAAAAACUACAAUCAUA